Ceutorhynchus assimilis (cabbage seed weevil) is the source of this 1230-nucleotide messenger RNA. The record is from the annotation of a GenBank genome assembly. NCBI's taxonomy places the organism in Eukaryota, Metazoa, Arthropoda, Insecta, Coleoptera, Curculionidae.
GGUUAAUCGUUGGCAUGGAAAUUGCUUGUUCAACCGUCGCGAAACGGCCACAGAGAAAAUCAGUUUCUGUUAUACUUUAUAGUUGAAUCGACGCAUAUUUCUUAUUUUUUAACAAAAAUGUCGAACGAAGGCAGUGUAUCCCAGUCCCAAUCAACUUCAUCAGAUUCUUCCAGUCAAUUAUCAUUUUUUCAAGACAAUAUCAUCGAUUUGGCCCUUUUGGAUAAUUCAAGUUUUACGAGAAGUGGAACAGUGGUCCGUAGAGCGACUAUACCUUUUAGAAAAGAGAGGAUGGAGUCUAGCAGUACAGAAGAUGAUGAAACGACAUCUGCUAUUGAAAAAUACCGCAAAGAACCUCAAUAUAGACAUAGCCUGUCGGCUAUUUCUGAACGUAGAAGUCGUAGAAAUUUAUUGUCCAAUGAAUCUGGGAAAAACAUGCAUAGGCAUUCUACAGAAAGUCCUGACUGCGUUAGAAAAACCAUAAGCGACUGUAAAGAAGAAAAAUUUGAUCAUUCUUCUACUAGCAAUAGCUACCUUAGUUGGAUCGAAAGCGUUAACAGCGAUUAUUUUGGAAGUACUAUUUCAAAUGUUCCAGCUCAAGAUGUCGAAAGCAAAGUAGGUGAAUGGAACAAUUUUUGGUUAAAUUACAGUAACGCUAGUCUAAGGCGUUUAUCUACUGAACUGACCUUUAGUUCAGACGGUGCAAAUCAAUCCGUAGAUGAAUCUGAGGAACGAAAAAGUCCAGAGAGCACACAAAAAGACGGUACCGAUAAAAAUUCUACGGAAUGUGUCAUGUUAACUAUGGAAGAGUUGCAAGAGACUUUAAGAUGUUCUCAAAGAAUAGUUGAUAUUAUGCAAAAUGCUAUGAAAAGGAGUGAAAUUGAUGAAAUUUCUAAUGAGUCAUAUUAUUCGCAACAAAUUUCUUUAAAGAACUCAAUCUUAGAUGAUAUGCCGUCAGCAAGAGAACGAUCAAUUUCUUGCAUCGAUUCUCACACUUUACAAAGACAAAAACAGGUUGAUUCUUCUCAACAACAAUCGUCGAGUACCAGUUGUAUCGAAGCGAUUUUGAAUACCGGAGUGGCAGAUAUUUUCAAAAAAGUUAUGUCCAAACGACGAGAAGCUGCUGCUUCAGAAUCUGAAGCAACGAUUAGUUUUCCUGAGUGGACUGGACGUUAAAAGUGGAUUUUAAUAGUUAAGGCCCAAUAUCAGUUUUUAGUGAUACCUACUCCUCCU